Molecule: messenger RNA, 279 nt
Organism: Yarrowia lipolytica CLIB122
Lineage: Eukaryota; Fungi; Ascomycota; Dipodascomycetes; Dipodascales
Source: RefSeq, a predicted model, not a curated record
AUGAGCCCGCAAAUGACCACCGAGCAGGCCGCUGCUCUGGAGAAGAAGGAAAUCCGUGAGGACAAGACCCCCAAGGAGCGCAAUGGCGUCCCUCUGGAUGACGUAGCUCUGCAACAAGAAGGCAAACCCCAGGCUGCUGAGGCCCCGGGAAACCUCGCCAACUACGACAUGGUUGAGCCCGAGGAGGACGUUCCCAUGCCCAAGAAUGUGCCUCUUGAUGAUGUGGCUCUCAAGGAACACGGAGACGUCAAGGCUGCGAUGGCCCCUGGAGAUGACUAG